AUGUGCUGGGCCUGCGACGCGCCCUCACUUGAGGUUGCGCAUGUUGUCGCAAGACAAGACACCGCGAUCAAUGAGCUGACAGCACGGGGUUUAAUCGAUUUUGACCUGAAGUCAAAGCAAAAUACCGUGGGCCUUUGCCCAAAUUGCCAUGGAUGGUUCGACAAUGCCAUGGAUCCUGGGUUCUGCUUUUUACCGGCAGACCUCGACUUUUUUAUCCGGUUUGAGCUUAAGGACCGUGCGAAACGUCGAGCUGCACGAGUCAACGAUUCUCCUGAUCCAGGACGAAAAGUCCCAAAUGCCAGACAAUACCAGCGAUACCAGGAGAGGGUCGGUGACAUCGAGGUUGGGGGAACUGGGGGACUAUAUGAUCUUUUGUAUCUUCUGAAAAACCAGCCUCGUGUUACUCAACCCAGGGCCUGGAACGGACAUCCUUUGGCGUCGAUUCGGCGUGCGUUUGGCCUAUUGGGUAGCCCCAGGACAUCGAAGAUCCCCGAGACCGUGCUGGACAAGCUUCUGAUUCUGAGGGAUCUCUAUUUCAGGGAUGAUGGAGAUCGUGUCCUGGAAAAGCACGGAUUGACUUUGCCACCUCCCGAUGAAGACAAUGAAGCCGGGGACGAAGAAGACAAUGAGGAGGACGAGUUUGAGGCGGACGAUGAGAAGGAGGAAGAUUACGAAGAGAGGCCACCUAAGCGGGUCAAAAGAGUGCAGAAAUCUACCCACGGUGGAGGAGAGCCGUCUCGGAAUCGAGCGAUAAAGGAAGAGGACAACUGGGAGUUUGGACCUAGCUCUACUACAGAGAAUGUUGUUACGCGCUAUGCGCCAUUGAUACUGAGUUCGGGAUCCAUCUAA
Molecule: messenger RNA, 849 nt
Organism: Aspergillus wentii DTO 134E9
Lineage: Eukaryota; Fungi; Ascomycota; Eurotiomycetes; Eurotiales; Aspergillaceae
Exons: 2
Coding region: 1-849 (282 amino acids)
Source: RefSeq, a predicted model, not a curated record